This is a messenger RNA of Cylas formicarius (sweet potato weevil), 733 nucleotides long. It is a transcript of the gene mRpL32, whose product is annotated as large ribosomal subunit protein bL32m. Lineage: Eukaryota; Metazoa; Arthropoda; Insecta; Coleoptera; Brentidae. Gene Ontology annotation, biological process: translation. Gene Ontology annotation, molecular function: structural constituent of ribosome. The transcript is spliced from 3 exons. Gene Ontology annotation, cellular component: mitochondrial large ribosomal subunit. The record is from RefSeq and is a predicted model, not a curated record. Bases 39 to 638 code for a protein of 199 amino acids.
GCCAUAGCACGCGCGUCAAGAAAGAACGUAUUUCGGGGAUGGCGAUCGCGUCUUUAAUUAGCCGCGCGAGUGCUUUGGUGAGACAGUGCGAAGGGGCGUUUUUACGAGCGUUGGGAUGCAGAUAUCCUCCGGAUGAUUUAUGUUUGGUCGGGGCGCGAUGCGUCGAUGUCGACCGGCCCCGGAAAACGGACCUGCUGAACGACAUAAUAGGCGACGGCUUCCUUUGGGCGGUGCCCAAGAGCAGGAGGACGUUGGAAAAGAGGCAGAAGCGGCGCUUCGGGCAUCCCGAAUACAUACUUAAAAUACUGCGUCCGCGGAAGGAUUUAAGGACGUGCCAUACUUGCGGCGACGACUACGAAGCGGGCACGUUGUGUCCUUCGUGCUAUAAACGAGUGAUCGACGAAACUACGACGAUGCAAGACGCGAUACAAGAAGAGCUCAAGCUCGAACCAGUCGAAAAUGAGGUCGUGGUGUUGUACGAGGGCGAAAAAGAUGACAAGCCCGACGAGUUUUGGCAAGGGAAACGUAUUGUGGAAAUGCAAAAGCCUAGACCGGCAUGGUUUAGCCAGAACCUCUUGCAAAAGUCUACGCAAAAGCCAGCGGACACCAACGAUGUUAAGCCCUCCGAGUUGGGCUGAAGUCAGUUCCUCACCCUGUAGAGUUAAUUUUUUUCGUGUAAUUCCUUAAUUUGAAAGUAUAAAACCAGUUUUGCAAUGCAAGGUUAGGCAAGUUU